CCAUCCCUUCUACUGAUGGAUCAUAAAAGCUCUGAACCCAGCCUCCUCUCUGCUCUUCCUGCAUCCUCAGCAUCACAGAGCUGCCUGAAGCCGAUAACACAGCUUUUUCUUCUUGUCUUUCCCCUGGUGCAGAGACCGAACCCAGACCUGAUCAGACCUGAUCCGUCUUCACCGUGUGGACCAGGAAACAGCGCCACCAUGUUCAGUAACGUCUCCUCCAAAUACAAGGACAUCAUGUCCAAAAGUGCUCUGAUCCGUUCAGGGUGUCCUGCUCUGUACCAGCUGAGACCAAAGAAGCAGAUGUUUGGGACUCUGAGCAGAAUGACUGUAGGAGAAAAACGUCAGAACAAUGAAAACAAAACAGUUUUAUUAGUGGGUGAAACAGGAACAGGAAAAUCUACUCUGAUUAACGCUCUGAUCAACUACACCAUGGGAGUGAAGUUUGAGGACAACGUCUGGUUUCAGAUCGUAGAGGACGUGAAGAAAAGUCAGACAGAAAGUCAGACGUCAGAUGUGAUUGUGUACGAGAUCUUUGGGUUUGAAGGUCAAACUCUGCCCUACUCUCUGACCAUCAUCGAUACUCCUGGAUAUGGAGACACUGCAGGAACAGAAAAGGAUGAUUUAGUCAGUCAAAGAUUAUUUGACUUGUUCCGCUCAGAGGACGGAGUUCAUGAAAUCCAUGCAGUGGGUUUGGUGGUGAAGGCAACGGAGAAUCGACUGAGUGAUCGACUGAUGUAUAUCUUUAAUUCAGUGAUGUCUCUGUUUGAAAAAAAUGUGAAGAACAACAUCGUCGCUCUCAUCACUCACUCAGAUGGAACCGAACCUGAAAAUGUUCUUCAAGCUCUUGAAGCUGCAAAAAUUAAAUGUGCCACAGACGAGAAGAAUCAGCCUGGUCACUUCCUGUUUAAUAACCAACAGAGUAAAGAUCGAUUAAAGGGGAGAAAGUUCCUGGAACAAGCUGAUGAAAUAUCAGUGAGAGGAAUGAGGGAGUUUAUCUCCUUCCUGGAAACAUCUCAACCUCAAACACUGGAGAAAACUGUGCAGGUUUUGAAUGAGCAUGUCAGACUGACAGCCUGCAUCCAAAACCUGGAGGAGAGAAUCAGACUGAUCAAACUGAAACAGACAGAGAUCAGACAGACUAAAGAAGCUCUGAAGACACAUGAAGAAGAGAUGAAGACGAACAAAGACUUCACUAUAGAAGUUGAUGAGGUUUACAAAGAAAAACAAGAAAUCAGUGGUGGGAUGUGGGGGUUGUUUUAUGAAGCAGCUGUUACCUGUAACAGAUGUGAAGAGACCUGCCACUAUCCUGGAUGCACAGUGGCCUGGUAUCCUAAUGCCUGUGAGGUGAUGAGCGGAGGCUGCUGUACUGUUUGUUCUAACCACUGUCAUCACUCUAAUCAUGUGAAAGAAAAGUGGAUCUAUGUAAACAAGACAAGGAAAGUUCAGAAGACUAUUUACCAAAUCAAAGAGAAGUAUGAGAAGAACAAGUCAGAGAAAGAGGAGAAGAAGAGUCUGCUGGAAAAUCUAGAACAGGAAAUGAAAACUCUGACAGCAAAGAAAGAUCAGUUCCUUGAAGAGUCCUACCAACAUCUGCUCAGUCUGGAGAAGAUCGCCCUCAAUGUGAAUUCACUGUCCACUCACGUCCACCUGGACAUCCUGAUCGAGAAGAUGGAGGAGAGAGGAGACAGAGAGAAGGUCCAGAAACUGGAGGAGAUGAAAAGUCGGGGAGACAAAGGAAUCCAGGCAGGGCUGAGGUACAAGUAUCGUAAACAAACAUCAGGGGGUAAAGACAUGAAGCCACGGUGAGCAGUCAGUCACAUGACACAGUCACCUGAUCAUACCUCUGUCAGGUGAGAUGUCAGAGCUCAUGGUUCAUGGUUCAGAUGAGCUUCUCUCCUCUCAUAAUAACUGUCAGCAUCAGUCUCAUGUCAGUAACGUGUCAUUGAUCCUUUAGCAUCAUGCUCAGAUGAAUCUUGCUGAAUGUGCUGUGACUUCCUGUUUCCUGUUCACCUGAGAAAUGAUUCACAGGGAAGCUUCAGAGCUGAUCAAUCAAUAAUCACUUAUAGUGUGAAUGAAUGAAGAGCAGCUUCCUGCACCAUGUCCCUACUGACCCCUGACCCCUGUGACCUUUAACCUUUCAUGUAUUCAAAGUGUGCUUUAUGCUGUGCUGCUGUUUGUUUAUUAAUAAACUCAUUUACUCUCA
Messenger RNA from Toxotes jaculatrix (banded archerfish), 2203 nucleotides. RefSeq lists its product as uncharacterized. The transcript has 3 exons. Gene Ontology annotation, molecular function: GTP binding. The record is from RefSeq and is a predicted model, not a curated record. The coding region runs from base 16 to 1806 and encodes 596 amino acids. Lineage: Eukaryota; Metazoa; Chordata; Actinopteri; Toxotidae.